Molecule: messenger RNA, 1995 nt
Organism: Capronia epimyces CBS 606.96
Lineage: Eukaryota; Fungi; Ascomycota; Eurotiomycetes; Chaetothyriales; Herpotrichiellaceae
Exons: 4
Coding region: 1-1995 (664 amino acids)
Source: RefSeq, a predicted model, not a curated record
AUGCUUCUCAAACAGCAACAGCAACAGCAACCGCAACCGCAGCAGCAGCAGCAGCAGCAAGCCCAGGGCCAACAAGAUGGUGGGAUCACAGACCACCAUCAGCACGACCAAGGGUAUGAGAAUGAGAGUCAUUCUCCCACAGCAUCAUACCACCAGCAACAGCGACAGCCGCCGCCGCCGUUUCAACCACAGCAGGACUAUCAACAGCCGCCGCCACAAUACCAACAACCUCAACAGUACCCAUCGUCUCAAAUCGCCGCCGGAGAUGCAAUCGCUUCGCCUCCGAGUAUGGUCCCGUUCGCCACGAGUGAGCCCACCGCCAUGGCGGGUGAUUUGCACAGCAGGGAUCCGGCCGGAGGGAGUGUUCAGUUUGCCAACAUGCUUUCGUCCAUAGGUCUCCAAAUACCCAUGCUGACUUUCCAGCCCCCUGCUGUGGACAUGGCCUUGACGAGUGGAGAUCAAGAAGUCGGCCAGAGCCAGAGUCAAGGAACUAGGGGCGAAGAUGACCCGAUCAUCAUUCCCGUUGGACAUCAAACGACCACGGGCAGCUUGUUCUCGCUGGAGCCGAUCCAAACCCUGAUUGGCGAGUACCCCAACGACUUCUUCUACCAAAUCGAGUCCUUGAGGAGUUCCAUCCCGCAGCUCGAAUCUGCACCAGACGUGGCAUCCACACUUAAGGCCAUCCAAGCCAACCAAGAGCACAGCCGCUCCCUCAUCUCGGCGUUUUUCACCAGCAUGCAUCCGAGCUUCCCCGUGCUCGACGAGACUUGCUUCACGACCUUCUUCAAGAAGGCGAUCCACGGUGAUGCCGACGACAUUUGUGACGUUGGCCUGUGCCUGGUCAUUCUCGCCCUGGGAGAGCUCGUGCCCCGGCUGGCCGAAAGUCGCGACUUCUCCCCGGACGAAGAAAUCCCCGGCAUGGAGUACUUUUCAGUCGCACACCGCAUCUUGGUCCACCAGUGGGUGGUGGGAUUUUCACCAAUCGUCUCGCUCCCCGCGGGGCUGGUGUUUGCCUCGCUGUACCUGAGCUAUUUGACGAAGCCCCUGCCAGCUUGGAGACUGGCCUACAUGGCCUCGAGUAAAUUGCAAGUCUUGUCCAAGUCCACCACCCGAACCCCCAGCGCGUUGGGCAGUCACGUCACCGAACGGCUGUGCUGGACCUGUUUCCUUCUUGAAUGUGAUACCCUGGCGGAACUCCACCUUCCGCGCAGUGGAAUCGAGGUGACCAUCGAUUGCAUGGACUUCCCCGGACUGGAUGACCUCGGUGACCGCUAUGGACUCAUGUUCCUAGCCCUGUGCUCGAUCCGGCGGCUGCUUAACCGAAUCCACAACGCCAUCUACGCGUCCAACAGCAACACCGGCGGCGGUCGAAGAGGCAGCAUGGUCCGGCCGGGCUCGUCCGGCUUCACGGCAGGCCCGGUCGACGUUUUCGCCCGGUCGCCCGGGUCCGCGUCGACCAUGGCCUCGCUAGAGAGCAUGGUCAAUGAGCUAGCCCGGCAGCUCGAGUCGUGGUACUUUUACCUGCCGCACGUGGUGAAGCCGGACCUGUCGCACAACGUGCCCCGCGACAAACUCGAGGUCUGGCUACGGCUGCGCUACUGGUCGGCCAAGCAUAUCAUCUCGCGGCCGUGCCUGAUCUACAUGGCGACGACGACGGCCGACCAGGGCCAACCGCCGCCGUAUGUGCUCGAGUACAGCAAGAUUUGCGUCGAGAGUUGUCGGAACUAUCUCGAGACUGCAAGCUACGUCUUGAAAGAAAGGACGCAGUACACGUGGAUGACGAUCAAAGCCUGUCUUUCCGCCGUUCUUGUCCUUGUUCUUGCUUCGCGGAGCCCCUCGCUUCAGCAUCUCGUGCCCGACAUCGCCAACAUCCUCGACAACGUGCUCGUCAUGGUAAAGCCUUGGGCCACCCCCGACUCAAGUGCCGAGUCCGUGGUCUGGAUUUUGCAGACCAUGGCGCGUAAACAAAAGCUCAUGCAUUUUCGACUCUGGUAA